GGCUGCCCGGCCGCCAUCUUGGGUCGGGGCCGGCCCCCACCACUCUGCGUGGGCCUCGGGGGGUUCACUGGGUGCCAUUAGGGUCCCUGAAGGGUCACCGGGUCCUUACGGGCUCCUUGGGGUGACGCUCAGCCUCACACGGAGCACUGCAGUGUCUCCGUGCCCUCACACCUAUCCCGGGGGCUCUGGGGAGGGGAGGGAGCGGGGUCGCCGAGGGGUCUCCUCAUCUACACGGGGGUCCCUGGGAGCCCACGCGUGUCCGAGGAGGGGUCCUGGUUGUCUCCAUGUCCCCACUCGUGUCAUUGCGGGGUGUCGGGGGGGAUCUCCUCGUUCCUGGAGGUGUCUGGGGGAUGUCCCCCACCCCAUCCCCACCCGUGUCCCGUGUCCCCAGGGCACUGGCAGCGCUCGAGGCUGCCUUGGCCUUGGAGGAGGAGGAGGGUGAUGUCCCCACCCGGGUCCUGGUGGAACAUCAAAUGGACACCCGGCGGAAGCAGAAGCUGCUCCUGUCCCAGCUCCGGGUGCUGAAGCUGCUCCUGGGGGUCAUCGAGAACCCGGGGCUGCCCCCGGCCACCACCAACCUGCGCGAGGCAGCGGUGCUGGCACGGGGGCGCUGGCGGGAGCUGAAGGCGAGGUACGGGGGGGCCUUGGGGGAGGCCGUGCCCCCCGCCCUGGCCCAGCUGCACCGGGGCCAGCGGCUGCUGCAGCGCGGGAGGGCGGCCCUGGGGGCACGGCUGGAACAGCAAGAAGAGCUGAAGGUGAAGGUGCGUGAGGCCACAGAGAGACGGGACCAGCUGCUCCGGCGGGUUCAGGAGCGGCGCCUGCAGCGGCUCGGCCGGCAGGAGGCGCUGAAGGGACUGCGGGAGACAGCGGCCAGGGUGGGGGCCUCGUGCCAACUGUACCAGGCCCUGGCGGGGGUCCAGGUGCUGCCCCCCUCCCCAGGGACCCCCGAGCUGGAGCUGGAGCUGGGACCCCCUCCCGGUUCCUCCCAUUCCCUGCCCCCCCUUCACCUGUGCCUCACCCCCAGUGGGGGGGUCCAAUUGCAGGAACCCCCCCUGGGGCUGCUCCCUCCCCUGGGCCCAGGGCUGCUGGAGCUGCAGCAGCGCUGCUGGGAGAGCUGGAGCCUCUGGGCAGAGGUGACACACCUGAGGAACAGGUUCGCCCUGGACUGGCAGCCAGAGUUGGGGCUCCUGCAAGUCCUGGGGGGCCCCCGGGGUGCCCAGACCCUCUGGACGCUGCAGCUGGAGCCGGGGUACCCCCAGAGUGGGGGGGUGCGACUGCUGCCCCCCGCCGAGGGGACCUCCCCCAUUCCUGCACCCCCAAACCCCCCCACUCUGACGCGGUGGCUGGAGCUGCUGGUGGGGGGGGUCCCUGAAAAUGGGGGAUCCCCCUCUAUCCCCCCACCAUAAAAAACCCCACUGCACCCCAAUAAACUCACGGCCACCUCUCCUCCA
Vidua chalybeata is the source of this 1451-nucleotide messenger RNA. It is a transcript of the gene ZWINT, whose product is annotated as ZW10 interacting kinetochore protein. Gene Ontology annotation, cellular component: kinetochore; dendrite; cytosol. The record is from RefSeq and is a predicted model, not a curated record. The transcript has 9 exons. Lineage: Eukaryota; Metazoa; Chordata; Aves; Passeriformes; Viduidae. Gene Ontology annotation, biological process: establishment of localization in cell; mitotic cell cycle checkpoint signaling; mitotic sister chromatid segregation. The coding region runs from base 285 to 1406 and encodes 373 amino acids.